CAUUGUCAAUUCACAGUUAGUUGCCGCUAAAUUACUUGCAAAUACAAUCAAAACCACUGAUUCCCAAAUUAUUUCUUUUAAUUUCAAACGUAUUUGAUAAAAUGGAGGAAGAAAAUUUACCUGGAAGCUGCAACUUUCUAAAAGACCCAUUAUCAAUAAGCGAUCUCAUUGGUCCUGGCACAACAUUUGAGAUUAACACAAACUUUGAUGAGGGCUUCAGCAACGAUAUAUUCGAUGAAUUAAAUUUAGGUUCUGAUGAGGAAGACGAUGAAAAGUCGGCUGUAGAUCACUCAACACUGGUUUCGCCGUGGACAAAAACAUUUGAUGAACUGCGUCAACAAAUGGUGCAGAUAAAUGAACACAUUUACAAAAAAAUUACACAGCCGGGACUAGCAGAAAACGGUGAAGUGCCGUUAAAUGCACGUGUGUGUAUACGAUAUAAUGCCUAUUGGGAAGGUGAAGGGGCACCUUUUGAUUCAUCAUUUUUACGUGGCUCCUCGUAUCAAUUCUAUACUGGACGAAAUGAAGUAAUCGAAGGAUUAGAGGAAGCAGUGCGCACAAUGUAUCGUGGCGAACAGGCACAGUUUGUAAUUUCACAUCAUUUGCUCUUCCGUGAAAUUGGUUGUCCGCCACGCAUAAAACCAAGUGCCGAUGGACUCUUCAUUAUAGAAUUAGUUUCAUUCAAUGCCAUUGGUGAUUUAGAGGCAGAUAAAAACUUAACUGAUGAAGAACGAGGCAAAUAUUCCAUAGUAAUUGAAAAAAUACGUGAAGUACAUCUCAAAGGUCUAGAUUUCUUUGGACAAGGCUUAUACAAAAAUGCUUUUCGUGCCUUUGAGAAAGCAGUAAGUUUGCUGAACAGUUGUCAUUUGGCGAACGAGCAAGAGGAGAAAGAGCAAACAGCAUUUUUAUUGAAACUAUACACAAACUUGGCAGUUUGCUAUAAUAAAGUUAAUCUACCAACGAAGGCUUGCAUUAUGUGCAAAGAAAUACGACAGUUGACUAACAAUAAACCCUCGUGUAAAGCAUUAUUUCAAGAAGGACGUGCAUUGCUACUGCUUGGCGAGUACGAACGCGCACGGCAGAUACUUAUACGCUCCCAACGCAUCGAGCCACAAAACGAAGAUAUCAGUCGGGAGCUGAAAAUAUUGGAAGAACGGUAUGCAAAAUACAAAGAAAACGAGCGCAGCAUUUGGACGAAGGCAAUGGGUAUAAUAAAGAAGAAAGAUGUCGGCAAAAAAGGUGAUGCUGGUAGCGCCGAGACGCCCAGCAUCUUCGAACAAGAAAUGGCAGAACUAAUGAAAAGUUUCAAGGACAACAUGGAUUUGAAUAAUUUCAAUUUGCCACCUGGCUUAACUAAAAGCGAAAUAAAAACUGUAGAUGAGCUAGCGCAGAGCAUGGAGCUAAAACUAAUACUUUCACCGCUAGACAAUGCAACCUAUACGCUUAGCAAAGUGAAUAAAAAAUAAAUUAGACUGCUAAAGCAGACGAAAAAGAUUGAAUGAAAUUAUAGCAAAAAUGUUCGAUAUAUUUUUGCACCUAAGAAAAAUAUGUAUAUAACAUUAUUAGUGCGUAAGAAAAGAGAGCUAAAUUUUUUGCGCUCAUUUUUUGUAUACCAAACAAUAACUAGAAAAUACAAUAAAAACUGUUUUGGUAAAAUCUGUAAAGGAAAAUUACUUUUUAUUUACCAGUUUUAAAAACCGCUCACCGACUAUAUUAAAAAUAUAAUAAAUUUUAAAAUUAUUAUUUAUGUAUAAGCUUGGAAAUCAUAAAAAACGUGAACUUUUAAAAAACGAUUAAUAAAUGUUGAACUAUGAAAAUUGCAUUGAAA
Messenger RNA from Bactrocera dorsalis (oriental fruit fly), 1828 nucleotides. RefSeq names its product inactive peptidyl-prolyl cis-trans isomerase shutdown (gene shu). NCBI's taxonomy places the organism in Eukaryota, Metazoa, Arthropoda, Insecta, Diptera, Tephritidae. The coding region runs from base 102 to 1466 and encodes 454 amino acids. The transcript is spliced from 3 exons. Gene Ontology annotation, molecular function: protein binding; peptidyl-prolyl cis-trans isomerase activity. The record is from RefSeq and is a predicted model, not a curated record.